Chiloscyllium plagiosum (whitespotted bambooshark) is the source of this 673-nucleotide messenger RNA. Its product is annotated as histone H2B-like. Lineage: Eukaryota; Metazoa; Chordata; Chondrichthyes; Orectolobiformes; Hemiscylliidae. Gene Ontology annotation, cellular component: nucleosome. Gene Ontology annotation, molecular function: structural constituent of chromatin; DNA binding; protein heterodimerization activity. The record is from RefSeq and is a predicted model, not a curated record.
GUGUCUUGAAGACAGGAAAGAUAGUUUUUUCCUCUCAGUUACAGCCAGAAGCUGCAGAUUCUCUUUCUGCUACUGGAGUCGGAUAUCUUCACAGAUCCACAUUGAGUCCCAAACUAACCAAUCAGAGAGAAGCUACCGUGCCUACGACGUAGCCAAUCAGGAACCAGGCUUUUCCCCAUCCCUCAUUAGCAUUGAUGACGCCGACAGUCUAUAAAGAGCGAGCUCCGAGCUCGCUUUCCCUUAUUCUGUAUCUGAGAGUGAGCGGCGCUAUGGCUGAGGAAAAGAAGGGUCAAGUUGCCAAGAAGGGCGCGAAGAAAGCGGUGAAGAGGGCGCCAGCGAAGGGCGGCAAGAAGAGGAGGCGGUCCAGGAAAGAAAGUUACGCCAUCUACAUCUACAAAGUGAUGAAGCAGGUUCACCCCGACACCGGCAUCUCCUCCAAGGCCAUGAACAUCAUGAACUCGUUCGUCAAAGAUAUUUUCGAGCGCAUCGCGGGGGAGGCUUCCCGCCUGGCCCAUUACAACAAGCGCAGCACCAUCAGCUCCCGGGAGAUCCAGACCGCCGUGCGGCUGCUGCUGCCCGGGGAGCUGGCCAAGCACGCCGUGUCGGAGGGCACAAAGGCGGUGACCAAGUACACCAGCUCCAAGUGAGGGACCGCAUUGUACUGAAACAAACA